Messenger RNA from Toxoplasma gondii ME49, 2050 nucleotides. RefSeq lists its product as hypothetical. The transcript has a single exon. The coding region runs from base 1150 to 1827 and encodes 225 amino acids. Lineage: Eukaryota; Apicomplexa; Conoidasida; Eucoccidiorida; Sarcocystidae. The record is from RefSeq and is a predicted model, not a curated record.
GCCUGCUCUUGUGAGGCCGUGCGCAGUCAGGCUGGCUUCUUUGGUCUACCGUGAAGCUGGUGAGGAGGCACUGUAAAUGUAUUCAUUCGAAUCCUUGUCGCGAGUAGAACGGACGACAGAAAACUACUACUCAGAAGCAAGACCACGGAUACGCGCCAUUGUAAAAGUAUUCAUUAGAAUCCUUGUAGCGAGUAGAAAGGACGACAGAAAACUACUACUCAGAAGCAAGACCACGGAUACGCACCAUUGUUCUAAGCGUCAUUAUAUGGCGUCUACAAAUAGAAGCUUCGACAUAAGUCCCGUCUUCUGCGUGAGCUUUGCCGCGGGUGAGCUGAACGAAUGUCCAAGAAGAUAUCGACAAGGCUGACACAGGGGAACUUGGAAGCGGAAAAAAAAGAGACUGCAGAUGCCCAACAGUUGUUCGAUUCCGUGUGACACCCAUAAACGCGUUGAGACAGCUGCUUUUCCGAUACACGAAUCGUCACAUUGGCAUGAAUAGAGCAGUCCGCUUUCCAAAUGCUCUUGAAUUUUCCUAUUUCGGCGGGUGUCUAAACACCGGGCCGCAGCUCCCGAAACCGACUCGCACCGUUCAGGCGUCUGACGAGAGGACAUUACAAGUGAUCUUCUGCAGCAAGGCUGAGGGGCAUCGGAGCACAAUUUUCGUCUUACUCGCAGUGAUCGCGUGUUCCAUUCUUUUUUAUAGCCACGAAGCAGCAAAGUUCAGCGUUCUAUCCUCGAAAAUUCGUCUUUCUCGCGUGGACCCCCUCACCUCGAGACGUUAUGGCCACCUUCCUACCGUUUUGACUUCUGACUUUCACCUUGAAUUUCAGGUUUCUGCUCUCGGGCUCGACGCUUCUUGCAGCCCCGCGAGUCUCAGGUUUCUCGAAUCCAGCAUGUCAGGCCCAACCGCCAUCCAACGAUCAGCUGGGAAACUCUACCUCGCAUUCAGACGCAAAGACUUUCAACAGUCCCGCUGGUAAUCCUUCAAGAACGUUCAACGACGGCUGGUUGGGGUGGUCCGCAUUUCCUGUCGGUAUUCAUUGGUGCUUGAAAGCUGCAGUCGUGGAUCAGUAGAAGCGUCGAUAUAGUCCGGUAGUAAGGUUUAAGAUCGUACAGACUCUACUGUAGAAGGUAUGUGUUGCUUGUGAAAUGGCCCUGCCUGAGACACCGUCUCGUGCUACGCUUUUCCUAAAGGUACAUCCCGUGGCAAACGCAGCGACGAACGACGGAAGGAGCAUUUGCGUGGUAGCCAGUGUGUCAUCGGAGAUGAAGUCUAGAAUACGUAUUGAUCUCUCGCUACCGCAGCUAUUGUCGUUAUACAGGCAGAUUCGGCGAAAUGGAGAAGCUAGGCUCGAGAUGGCUCUGACAGCAUCUCACUGUUUUCGUGUGCCUUUGCCUUCAGUCACAGUUCGCUUUCCCCGUGUCUUUGCGCGGGGCAUCGCAGCGUUCAAUCGACUUUCGCCGGCGCCCGCAACCUUUCGUUCAUCGAACGUGGCGAAGCUUUCGGGCGGCUGCGGCGAAAGAACUCUCGCCUCUUCAUGGCCCAUUCAAGUUUUUCUCGGUUUUCGCGUCGGUCUUCACGGAAGUCGAGAGGAAACCGAUCACGAGCCCCGGGAGGUCAACGGUCACAUCCGCGAAAAUCGAGCACCCGCGGAAGAGAAAAUUCCAAGGACAAAUGUAUUCUACGACGUUUGCCCGUUGUGGAGGAGCCUCUCUUCUUGUUUGUUCGGACUUUCCGUUUUCUCCAACAUUUUUGAAGUUCUCGAUUUCGCCCUUUCAGUCAUUCGUCCAGCCUCAAGCUGUCUCCGUUCCCCGUCUCGGCCGUGAGGAGCUCGACUUCAAGGAGCGCGAGAAAAAGAGAGACCCGAUACGAACGGGAGAAAACACAGAGGUGAGAAAAAAGACCACAAACAUCAGCAUAGGACCUGUAAAGGGAAUAGGCAAAACAUAUAGAACGUCGAAAUAUUCUUGGGGUACGCGAGGUCUUCUACGACUUCUCUCUUCUGCGUUCUUCCUUAGAGAGGUGUGUACGGGAACUCGCCAGCAGGCU